AUGAUAGAAAAUGAUGGUGAAGUAAUAAAAGAAAACAGUGGUGAAAAAAUGAAAGAAAAUGAUGGUAAAAAAAUUAUAGAAAAUGAUGGUGAAGUAAUAAAAGAAAACAGUGGUGAAAAAAUUAAAGAAAAUGAUGGUAAAAAAAUUAUAGAAAAUGAUGGUGAAGUAAUAAAAGAAAACAGUGGUGAAAAAAUGAUAGAAAAUGAUGAAAAAAUGGACGACUUUGAUGAAUUCAUGUCUGAUUCUCUUGUUGAACCAGAAGAUUAUGAGAAUAUAAUAUCACAAGCGAAUGAUAAAGAAACAAAAAAAGAUAAUAAAAAUGAUGAUGAGAAUGAUAAAAAUAAGGAAGUCAUUACAGUAUCCAAAGAACAGAUUGAUGUAAAAGAUAUUAAUUUAACAAAACUCAGUGAACUUACAAUAACUUUGCAAUCUUCAAAAAUUAUUGUAAAAGUUCAUUCUGUUUAUCCUUGUACUAGAACAAAUUUUUUUUUCAUCGUUCAAGGUAAUGAAAAAUCACCUACUAUGCUCUGUGUUGCAUAUCCAUUUAUUGGAAAUAAAUUACGAAAUAAAGUAAAGCCUGGUACAUUUAUUGAAAUAACAAAUGCUUGUGUAAAAUAUAUUGAUUCACAACAUAGUAUACUCUGUGAUGAUUCUACAUUUGAAUUAGUUUUAAAUGAAUUUUAUAAAACAAAAAUUAACAUACUGUCAGUUAUAUCAAAUAACAUUAAUGAUUUACCAAGUUCAUCAGGUAUUUUACCAGAACAGUCACAAUCUAAUUCGAAAGUUAAACCUAACAAGUUGUUUAGGAAAAAUUCUCAACCUACUGUUAAACCAUUUAUCAUUAAAAAUAAUAAUAUAAAGUUUACACCCUUUACUACUUUUGCAAAACAAAAUUACACCAAAUAUGAAAAAAUCAAUGUUAUUGGAAGAGUUUUAAGCUAUACUACAUGCAGUAAAAUAUGGACCAGAGAUAACGAGCAGACUAUUCGACAUGUGAAACUCGUAGAUAUGUCAAAUAAUCAAUUAGAUGCUUCAUUGUGGAAUAAAAAGGCAGAAACGUUUUCACCACCUUUAGGUAGUCUUGUACAAAUACAAAAAGCUGGAGUAAGAAAGUACCAAGGAAAAAAUAAUUUAAGUGUUUAUGAUUGUUCAAAUAUUGAAGUUUGUAAAGAAGAUGAAUAAUUUAAAACCUCAACUUUGUAGAGAUUUUAAUUUAUAAAAAAACAAAUAUGAC
This is a messenger RNA of Aphidius gifuensis, 1234 nucleotides long. RefSeq lists its product as uncharacterized. The record is from RefSeq and is a predicted model, not a curated record. The coding region runs from base 1 to 1182 and encodes 393 amino acids. The transcript is spliced from 3 exons. NCBI's taxonomy places the organism in Eukaryota, Metazoa, Arthropoda, Insecta, Hymenoptera, Braconidae.